GGGAGAGAACGAGGCGGUGGCGGCGCCCCAGAGCCGAGGGGACGCGCGGGCCUCUCGCCGCGGGAGCUGACGGCUGCGGAGGAGACUCGGGGCUGGCUGCUCGCGGCGGGAGAGCUCGGCCAGGCGACUGUCCUCCUCAGACGCCACCGGCCGCGUCCCUCGCCCGGAGUGGCCUCCGCCCCUGGAGACUCGCCUUGACGCGGGCCUAAGCCGCGGCGGUUGCGGCGUCCGGACCGCUCGGAUCCGUCGGGCCGGUUGGGGACAGGCGUCCGGCUAGGUGCCGCCCCCCGAGGGCUGGCCGGGGUCCAGGCGCCCACCGCGCCGCCCACGGGCCGGACUCGGAGGGAGGGGCCCCCCGCGCAGCCCCCCCAUCCCUUCGGCCGGAGCCCGAGCCGCGCCCCGCCUUCCCGGGACGGAGCGGCGGGAGCCGGGAGAGCCCGCGCCUGAGAGGAGGGAGGAGAAACUUUGCCUUUUAUUGUUUUUCGUCCUUAAGUCCGAGGAACUCUGUGGGGUGGGAAAAUGUCCUUCUUCAAUUUCCGUAAGAUCUUCAAGUUGGGAAGCGAUAAGAAGAAGAAGCAGUAUGAACAUGUGAAGAGGGACCUGAACCCCGAGGAGUUUUGGGAAAUUAUAGGAGAACUGGGCGACGGAGCCUUCGGGAAAGUGUACAAGGCCCAGAAUAAAGAAACCAAUGUUUUAGCUGCUGCAAAGGUGAUUGAUACCAAAUCUGAAGAAGAACUUGAAGAUUACAUGGUAGAGAUAGACAUAUUAGCAUCUUGUGAUCACCCCAAUAUAGUCAAGCUGCUAGAUGCUUUCUACUAUGAGAACAAUCUUUGGAUCCUCAUUGAAUUUUGUGCAGGUGGAGCAGUGGAUGCUGUGAUGCUUGAACUUGAGAGACCAUUAACUGAAUCUCAAAUACAAGUAGUUUGUAAACAGACCUUAGAAGCAUUGAACUAUUUACAUGAUAAUAAAAUCAUCCACAGAGAUCUAAAGGCUGGCAACAUUCUUUUUACCUUAGAUGGAGAUAUUAAAUUAGCGGAUUUUGGUGUAUCAGCUAAAAACACAAGAACAAUACAAAGAAGAGAUUCUUUUAUUGGCACACCAUAUUGGAUGGCUCCUGAAGUGGUCAUGUGUGAAACCUCUAAGGACAGACCUUACGACUACAAAGCUGAUGUUUGGUCCCUGGGUAUCACUUUAAUAGAAAUGGCUGAGAUUGAACCACCUCAUCAUGAGUUAAAUCCAAUGCGAGUGUUGCUAAAAAUAGCAAAAUCUGAACCACCUACAUUAGCGCAGCCAUCAAAAUGGUCUUCAAAUUUUAAGGAUUUUCUAAAGAAAUGCUUGGAAAAGAAUGUGGAUUCUAGGUGGAAUACAUCUCAACUAUUGCAGCAUCCUUUUGUUACUGUUGAUUCCAACAAACCAAUCCGAGAAUUGAUUGCAGAAGCAAAGGCUGAAGUAACAGAAGAAGUUGAGGAUGGUAAAGAGGAAGAUGAUGAUGAGGAAACAGAAAAUGCUCUGCCAAUACCUGCAAAUAAGCGUGCCUCCUCUGACCUUAGUAUUGCUAGCUCUGAAGAAGAUAAACUUUCACAGAACACUUGUAUUUUGGAAUCUGUCUCAGAAAAAUCAGAACAUAAUACUUCUGAAGAUAAAUUUAGUUGCAAAGGUCUUAAUGAAAAACCCACCGUUGAUGAAACAGAAAAAGCUAUGGAGAGUAUUCAUGAACAUGUUAAUGAUAAUUACCUAGAAACUAUGUCUACAUUCCAUCAAGAAGAAACAGUUAUUAAGGAAAAUGGAAGAGAGAAGAAGAGACCCAAGAUUGAAAGUCUACCUGUUACAGAAGACCAAGCAACAGUGCACAUUAAUUCAGUUAAUGAAGAAAAAGAAAAUAAUAUAAUGACAACUUUAGAAACAAAUAUUGAACAGACUUUGAAACCUGAGGAAGAAAGGGAUCAGGGAAAGCAAAGGAUGUUUGAAAAUAAGGUUAUAACAUCUGAAGAAAUUAAAGAUAUCACUGUUGAGGCAGUGGAUUUAUUUUCUCAUGAGACUGGAGAAAAAGAAGCAGAUAUUCACGCAAUCAGUAAUGAAAUAGAACUUACAAAGGAAGCUACCCAAGAGAAAUUGGGAGAUGAUGAAAUUCAAAAAGAUGUGAUCAGGGAUGCAAGUGUUGUAAUAGGAACAGAUGAGGCAGUAAAUGUUGCUCAGGGGACAGCUGAAAACAGUGCUGAGGAUGCUUACAGUAGUGAUGGGAAAGGAAUGGUUGAAGUAAGGGAGGAAUUAGUCAGCAGGUCCAUGGAGGGCCCCAAGGCCAGAGGUAUUGAGGAAGUACCCACUAAAGAAAUAGUUGAAAUUAAGGAGAUAGAUCAAAAAUCUGUAGAAGGUAAAAGUGAGGAACAGUUAAUCAGCAGUUCAGAGAACAUAGUGGAGAGCAGUGAGGAACCAAGAACAAAUGAAGUUGCAGAAAUUACUGAGUCAGGUAGCACUGAAGAAAUAGUGGUCAGAAGUGCUGUGAUGCAUUCUGACCAGAAGACUCUGGGAAGUGAAACUCUGGAUGCUCAUAAAGCUACUACUCAGAUAGAUACAGAGCAAAAAGAAGUUCCAUGUGAAGUGCCAAGUAAAAUUGAACCCCAAGUUAUUGCUGCUUCACAACCCAGUGAAACUCAGCUUGUUCCAAUACCCAGUAUUAAUAUCAACUCUGAAGAUGUGGAAAAUAAAAGGGAAACAAGUGCUUUAUCAAAAACUGAAGCCAUGUUGCCAGAAUCUGAGAAUCAAAAGGAAAAUGAUACUGAUUCAGGCACUGGAUCCACUGCUGAUAAUAACAGCAUUGACUUGAAUUUAUCCAUCUCCAGUUUCCUAAGCAAAACUAAAGACAGUGGAUCAAUGUCAUUACAGGAAACAAGAAGACAAAAGAAAACAUUGAAGAAAACACGCAAAUUUGUUGUGGAUGGUGUUGAAGUUAGUGUAACAACAUCAAAGAUAGUUACAGACAGUGAUUCCAAAACUGAAGAAUUGAGGUUUCUUAGACGUCAGGAACUUCGGGAAUUAAGAUUUCUUCAAAAAGAAGAGCAAAGAGCCCAACAACAGCUCAACAGCAAACUUCAACAACAACGAGAACAAAUUUUCCGGCGCUUUGAGCAAGAAAUGCUGAGCAAAAAACGACAAUAUGACCAAGAAAUUGAGAAUCUAGAAAAACAGCAGAAACAGACUAUUGAACGUCUAGAACAAGAACACACAAAUCGCUUGAGAGAUGAAGCAAAACGAAUUAAAGGAGAACAGGAGAAAGAAUUAUCCAAAUUUCAGAAUAUGUUAAAGAAUCGAAAGAAGGAGGAACAAGAGUUUGUUCAGAAGCAACAACAAGAAUUGGAUGGCUCUCUGAAAAAGAUCAUCCAGCAGCAGAAGGCAGAGUUAGCCAAUAUUGAGAGAGAGUGCCUGAAUAAUAAACAGCAGCUCAUGAGAGCUCGAGAAGCUGCAAUUUGGGAACUUGAAGAACGACACUUGCAAGAAAAACAUCAGUUGCUUAAACAGCAACUUAAAGAUCAGUAUUUCAUGCAAAGACAUCAGUUGCUUAAGCGCCAUGAGAAGGAAACAGAACAAAUGCAGCGUUAUAAUCAAAGACUUAUUGAGGAAUUGAAAAACAGACAGACUCAAGAAAGAGCAAGACUGCCUAAGAUUCAGCGAAGUGAAGCCAAGACGCGAAUGGCCAUGUUUAAGAAAAGUUUGAGAAUUAACUCAACAGCCUCACCAGACCAGGACCGAGACAAAAUUAAACAGUUUGCUGCUCAAGAAGAAAAGAGACAGAAGAACGAGAGAAUGGCUCAGCAUCAAAAACAUGAAAAUCAAAUGCGGGACCUUCAGUUGCAGUGUGAAGCCAACGUGCGAGAGCUGCAUCAGCUGCAGAAUGAGAAAUGCCACCUGUUGGUUGAACAUGAGACUCAGAAACUAAAGGAACUAGAUGAGGAACACAGCCAAGAAUUAAAGGAAUGGAGAGAGAAAUUAAGACCUAGAAAAAAGACACUGGAAGAAGAGUUUGCGAGGAAGCUGCAGGAACAGGAAGUAUUCUUUAAAAUGACGGGGGAGUCUGAAUGCCUUAACCCAUCAACACAGAGCCGGAUUUCCAAAUUCUAUCCUAUUCCUAGCUUGCAUUCCACUGGAUCAUAACAGUGGAAUGAAUGCAAUCUGUGUUUGGAUUUGGCUUUUGAAAUAGGUUGUUCUAUCCUUUCAUCUUCUGCCACAAUCUAUGUCAGAGAGCUCAUGAAGACAAUCACCUCCCUCACGUUUUAGGUGCUUUUUGUUGUUUAUUAGCAAAGAUGAAGGGAAAAGAGGAACCAAGACAGAUGCUGGGCCAGGUUGGCAAAGAAGCAUCUUGUAGUAAUUCCCUAAGGUAAUACUGUAUAUUACUUUUAAAGAUUACAUUCUCUGGAGAUUGUUAUCUGAAAAACUGUUAGAGAUAUGUUUAAAGUUAUUUAAAAAGAAAACUGUUACAUAACUAAGUAUUACUGAAUGUCUUUUUACCUGACUUCUCAAUAAUGCUUAAAUUCUAUAAUUGAAACUGCUGUAAAAAGUUAGAGUAAUUUUCUUUUGGUGAAUCAGCUCUCAUAGAAAAGUUAUGAGUUGCUCAAAAUAUGAUUGAUUCAGUAACUAUAGUUUAUUUUUAAAUAGCAACAACUUCUUUUAAAAAGAAAAAAUUUAUUUCAGUAAUUUGUCUAAAAUAACUCUUGUUUAGGCAUGAGCUGUAAUUAAGGUGCUAGUUUUAUUAAGAUAAUGCCUAAAACACUAAAUUUCAACCUAGGAUUUUCCUUUUGAUUCAACAGUAACAAAAUACCCUUAACAUUAAGCAUUAUCAUGUUUGUCCUAACCCAUUUGAUAGAAAUUUUCAUCCUAAAAUAUAUACUGUAUAAAGUUGGAAAGAUGGAAGAAAAAAUAACCUUAAGGUGUCCAAGUUGGAAAUGUGAGAGUAACCAAAUUAAAAGUAAUAAAGAUUUAGCUGUCCCAGCUUAUUUCAUAAAAUAAUAUGUGAGUUUAUUAAAAGACUUCAUCUGAACAAAUUAUGUUCAUUUAAAAUUCUGUCAGGGGCCUACAAGCUCUUGAUGUAUAUUUAUAAGUGUAUUUUCUGAAUUAAUCUAAGAGUCAUUUGUUCAGAAUACUUUUUCAAAAAGAAUUUAAAUAUUUAGGCAAAUGUCAGAAAUCACUGUUGUUUUAAAAUAAAAUCCUUUAUAUUUUGUUCCAUGUUUAAAUUAUUUACUUGAUAUGAGUGGGAUAAGCCUGAAACCUUUAUCAUGUGGUUGCUGAUAUGUGUAAUUAUUAAUGAAAUGAAUGUUCACUCUUAGCCCCUUCUGAGGCUUAGAAUUUCAAGCACGUGUCAGGUCAAGCAGUAUUAUAAACUGUACUUUGGUGUGCAAUGUAGCACAUUCGUAAGUGAUUCUUGCUACCUGCCCUUUGUAAUGUAGCCUCUUUUAAGAAUACUAGGUACCAAAUCGUAGAAGUUUCAGUUUUUAGUAAUAUUACAUUUGAGGUUGGUGAAAAAAUUUAAAUAUAAUUUUGUGGGAACACUGAUUCAUUAAGAAAAUGUAAAUAUCUGUAGCACUUUCUUUCAGUUAAUUUGAAAACUUCGGAUGCUGAACCUCAUUUUGUCAGUCAUUUAAAUGAUUUAAAAAUGCAUGUGUGAUUUUAAUUUUGUAAUUAUUUUGACAAAUAAUUUACCUGGAAAACUUUGUAGGUAGCCUUAACUUUGGCCAAGUUUUUUUUUUUAUAUAUAUAUAUAUAUAAAUAUAUAUAUAUUACACACACACAUAGAUAUAUAUAUAAUGUAUGGUUGUAAAUUCAUACACUUAUCACAUGGUUGUGUUACUGUAUACAAGAAUCUUAAUGCUUUAUUCUCAAAAGCUGGGUUGGAAAAUGUUUUGAAAGCCUUUUAAAAAUGUAUAUCUUUAUAAAGUAAUAUUCAGGAUGAUGAUGGAAAGUGUUUAUAUUGUUACGAUAAAAAUGCCCAGUAUUUAAUGUUUUAUUUUAAGAGGGAGAGAGUAGGUACUUUUUGUACCACUUUCUCAUUUGAAAUUUUGAGUUUCUUGGUUUUUUAAAAAAUAAUGCUUCAAGCAGUGGACAAGUUUUCAGUAUCAUUUAAGUGAUCUCCUGAAUGCUAAAUUAUUUGGCACAUAAUUUGGUCUGAACAUUUGAUUCUUUUCCUUUCUUUCAACUGGACAUUCGUAGUACUGAAUAAAGGAAGGGGCUCAGAGUAGGAUAUUUGACAUUCUGGUAAGUUUAUUAGCAACUCUUGCAUCUCCCUUAAAACUGCCCUUUGGAUUCAGUAUGCUUGAGUUCUCUUUCAAAUAUGACCAGGUUUAUGUGGAUGCAGGACUAUAAAAUGAUACAUAUAUAGAGGUGAAAUACUCAUUUGAUACUUAAAAGUUACAUUUUUUUCAGCAAGUGUUUUGUCAUAGGAUAUGCUGUGUGCCUCUCUGCCCACUUCUUGUCAGGCUGUAUAUUCAAAUAGGUAGUAAGUGAUACUGCAUGAAAUGCGCUGGGGAGUAGAUAAGGGGCACAAAUUUCUUUGAAAUCAGAGUAUAGUCAAAUCCUUUCCUGAUUUGGUUGUUUUGUUGCCAUGGCAGCAUGCUGUGAAAUGCAAAAAAGAAGUUACCCAUAUGUGCAUCCUAAUUACUCAUCCUCCCCUAUUCUCCCUGCAUUCUGUGAAAACACCAGACCACACACUGCAGGUCUAGCUCACAGAGCGUCUUGUACCAGGUUGCCUUUCCUGUCCUGUCAAUCCAUAAUUGGGUGUGAAUUGCCGAAUUAGCUGCUAUUCUCUAUGGAGUCACAGUUAAGCUUUUCCUUACUCUUUCCUAUGGGGAAACUAUAGGGUGGGUAAGGAGGAAAUUUAGAGUGCUUUUAUUUUGUUGAUCGGAACUUUUUCUUUGACAGGAUACAGCAAAUUGUAAUUAAGUAUAAACCAGAACCAGAGCUACCUCUAAGUAGUGUUUCCUCAAGCACAAAGCUCUCAGGCAUAUGAGACUUUUCUUUAAUGGAGGGUCUCUGAUUUCUUGAGCAUCAGCGAGUUUCAGAAGUGACUGUCUUUUAUACUCUCCUAGUUCCCUUGUAACUACACACUUUCUCCCAUUCCACACUGUGCUUAAAUGACAAAGACUUUUCCAAGAAGCCAAAUUCUGUCAAAAGAUUAGCUAAAGAUAAAGUCGAUUAAAGGAAAACUUAGAACUGAGGUGGAAGAGGAGAGUUAGUUCCAGUUCUAAUAGUCUUCUGAUUAAAUAAAUACAUUCUUUUCAGAGAAAUGAUCUUUUAUAGGAUAUGGGAUAUUUUAAAUGCUUUUCUUAAGUUGAAGGCACAACAGUUAAUGCCUCUAUUAUUGCUAUUCUGUGUCAGACAUGGUUUGAUAAUAGCUUUAAAUUUCUGCUACUAAGCUUGGGAAAAUGUUAUACCAGUUGUUAAGUGUGGCUGCAGCUUUUUGCGAUCCUUCUCUGAUUUGCAGUGUGAUGUCUUCACAAGUAAAUUUUCGGAAAGAAUUUUUGUUUAAGAUUAUGCCUCUUGUCUGUUUGGUAGCAACAUGCCUUUUCAAUCAUGGGAUUGACAAAUAAAAAAUAAAGUUAUUUCUUAAUCUA
Molecule: messenger RNA, 7598 nt
Organism: Condylura cristata (star-nosed mole)
Lineage: Eukaryota; Metazoa; Chordata; Mammalia; Eulipotyphla; Talpidae
Gene: SLK
Product: STE20-like kinase
Exons: 18
Coding region: 520-4149 (1209 amino acids)
Biological process (GO): protein phosphorylation
Molecular function (GO): protein serine/threonine kinase activity; protein binding; ATP binding
Source: RefSeq, a predicted model, not a curated record